GUAUUUUCUAGGUCGUGCGAGAAACAGCGAGAGCUGUCAACAGGUAAUAAACGGUCUGGAGACUGACUCGAAGCUCAGUGUAAACUUAAUUGGGAGAGUGACAAGUUAGAAAAAAACUGCAUAUAGCUGACAUAUUGUGAUAUUAACGAUGGGAAAGGAUUAUUACAAAAUUCUAGGCAUCAACAAAGGUGCUUCAGAAGAUGAAAUCAAGAAAGGCUACCGGAAAAUGGCGCUCAAGUAUCAUCCGGAUAAAAACAAGUCGCCUGGAGCAGAAGAGAAGUUUAAAGAAAUAGCCGAGGCAUAUGACGUGCUGAGUGACAAAAACAAGAGGGAAAUUUACGACAAGUAUGGCGAAGAAGGGCUGAAAAACGGACCUCCCCCCGAAAGUGGUUUCCAAGGAUCCGCACCGGGUGGGGGUAAUUUCCACUACGAAUUCCAGGGAAAUCCACGCGACACAUUCCGAAUGUUCUUUGGAGGAGACGACCCGUUUGCUAGCUUUUUCAGCGGUGGUGGGGGAGGCGGCGGUGGAUUCGGCGGCCCUGGACCAUCGAGAAUGUUCCAUUUCGGCGGGCAACCAGGUCAGGAAGAAAUGGAUGUUGAUGAUGAUGGGUAUGGUCAUUUCGGCGGUGGUCAUAUGGGUGGGGGCCGACCCCAGAGGAAGAGGCAGGACUCUGCAGUUGUACGUGAGUUGCCUGUAUCAUUAGAGGACAUUUAUAAAGGUGCAACGAAAAAACUCAAAAUUACUCGUAGAGUGUUGAACAAUGAUGGACGAUCGACGAGAACAGAAGACAAGAUCUUGACAAUUGAUAUAAAACCGGGCUGGAAGGCCGGAACCAAAAUUACAUUCCCCAAGGAAGGAGACCAAACACCCAACAAUAUACCUGCAGAUGUCGUCUUUGUUAUAAAAGACAAACCUCACAGUGUAUUCACAAGGGAAGGCAGUGACAUUCGAUACAAAGCCAAGAUAUCGCUCAAAGAUGCUCUAUGUGGCACCACGCUACAGAUCCCGACAAUAGAUGGCAGAAAGAUUCCCCUGCGACUACGGGAAGUGGUGAAACCCCACACAGCCAAGCGUAUACAGGGCGAGGGACUACCUAUACCAAAACAGCCAGGCAAGCGGGGGGAUCUCAUCAUAGACUUUGAUGUUGUGUUUCCCAACCAGAUCUCUUCUACUGCCAAAGAAAUCCUGUCGGACUGUUUGCCAGCGUCUUAAGUGUAGUGUGCGAUAAUAAUAAGUGUUAGUAUGCAUGUGUAUGCCUGAAGGAAGAAACCUGUGAAGAUAGUGUGAGUGCAGACAGACUGAACUCUUGCCUCAGCUGAACGUAUGACAUUUCUGUGACUGUUAUUAUUGCUGCAAGGAAUGUGUAUGAUAGAUAUUAUGUAUUGUGCUAGAGUCGCUGUAUUUUAUGAAGUGCUGAUAAAUGAUGAUAAUUAAAA
Magallana angulata is the source of this 1437-nucleotide messenger RNA. Its product is annotated as dnaJ homolog subfamily B member 4-like. Bases 149 to 1213 code for a protein of 354 amino acids. Gene Ontology annotation, cellular component: cytosol. Gene Ontology annotation, biological process: negative regulation of transcription by RNA polymerase II. Gene Ontology annotation, molecular function: protein-folding chaperone binding. The transcript is spliced from 2 exons. NCBI's taxonomy places the organism in Eukaryota, Metazoa, Mollusca, Bivalvia, Ostreida, Ostreidae. The record is from RefSeq and is a predicted model, not a curated record.